AUGCAGUCCGGCAUGGUCGGUGCCGCUCCUUCUAUCGCCCAGCAGGUCCAGGACCAGACCGAGCGCGAUUGCGAGACGUGGCAAGACUUGAUCACGGCGCAGGACGACUUUGUCGCGACCCUCCUCCAGCACCGCGCCGAGCUCCAGCACCGCCUCGCCGAGGCCCAACAGCAGUCGUCGGCUCUCAAGGAGCAGAGUGCGAGUGCGAGGGCGGAGCAGGAGAGGCUUGUCGGCAUCGGCCAGCUCGAGGCGCAGGUCGCCCAGGCUCGCGAGACCUACCAGGAGCACCUCAAGGCGCAGGAAGAAGCCGAGAAGACGCUCGCCAACCUCGACGCCCAGCUCGCCCAGCUCAACCUCCGGUCGACCCAGCCCGUCGAGCCGCUCAAGGCGGGCGUGCGCGCCAAGGCCGACAGGAGCCCGCCGCUCGUUCUCGUCCUCAUCAACGGCACGGUCGCGCCCUUCUCGGACGCGCUCAUCCAGAAGGGGACGGCGGGCGGCAGGGAGGCGUCCUCUCUUCUGCGCGGCCAGAUCGAGCUCGACAUCAGCAGCCUCUCGACCGAGGGCGAGCUCAAGGGUCUGUGUUUCCUGUACUACGACCGCCUGCAGGUCAUCCCGUCGCUCGAGCGCAGCCGUGUCAUCAGCAACCCGUCUACUUGGCGCAACUUUGUCGACGGCUUCUCGCGUGUCACGGGCAACUUCAUCAUCGACGUCGCCAACAGCGCGCCCGCCGAGGAGCACAUGGCGGCCGUCCUGAGCAAGGUCGGCUUCAUGUCGAACGUGCAGCAGGUCUACCUCGCCGGCGUCCACCCGGAGCACGGCGUCAGCGACGUCGUCGAGCAGCAGCCCGACGCGACCGCUCAGCUCGGCGAGGCCUUUCUGGUUCGUCAUCUUCCCCUGCCGGCCAUGGGCGAGCUCGCCGACUCGACCAUCGAGCUCGCCGGCGUGUUCGAGUCGUCGAUCGCCCUGCCUCUCGCCUCCAAGCCGGGUCAACGCUCGAUUCACGUCAAGCCCCCUUCUCCGGCGAGCAUCUACGAAGGAGUGUCGCGUCCGGCAGCGGCGAGCACGACUAGCGCAUCUAUCCGACAGGUGCAGCUCUCGCCCGAGCGCCAGACGGUCAAGAUUGACCCGAACCGAGGGCUCCUGCACCAGGGUCCGAUGGUCUGCUUCCACCACUACCUCUCGCCGAGGGGAUGCACUCGCGCCCAGUGCGCCCACUCGCACGGCUACGAGAUGACCGAGGGGCAGCUGCGUCGGCUGCGCGAGGACGUCGGGACCUACCCGUGCAAGGAGCUUCGCGAAACUGGCUACUGCACGCACGCAGCGCGACGCGACGAGAUGUGCAUGUUCUCGCACGACAAGAAGAUCCUCGCUCGGUGGAGGACGUGAUGGGGGAGGAGCAAGGAGGGAGGCGAGAUUGGCUUGGUCGGGCGCUUGAGAUGUAAUGCUCUU
Molecule: messenger RNA, 1449 nt
Organism: Rhodotorula graminis WP1
Lineage: Eukaryota; Fungi; Basidiomycota; Microbotryomycetes; Sporidiobolales; Sporidiobolaceae
Exons: 16
Coding region: 1-1386 (461 amino acids)
Source: RefSeq, a predicted model, not a curated record